CCGGCCCGCACCUGCCGGAUCUGCAGGCACCUGCCGGGCCAGCACCCGCCCGGCCCGCACCCGGCCCGCACUUCCGUCUCGGCCCCUCCGCCCGCCCUUUGCUCUCCUUCCCCGCCGCUGUGCGCUUCGAGGGCGCGUCUCGGUGCCUCCCUCGCCACACGGUCCCAGCGAGGUCCCUCGGGUCCCCAGGGAGCCGCACCUGGAAGAUGCGCCCAGGGACGACCGGCACUCUGAAGGCUGUGUUCUUCCUCUUCGCGUCCAUAUGUGCCUGGUAUUCUGGGUACCUGCUCGCAGAGCUCAUUCCGGAGGUAUCCCUGUCCAGUGCUGCUUAUAGCAUCCGGAACAUUGGUGAGAGGCCCGUCCUCAAGGCCCCAGCCCCUAAAAGGCAGAAAUGUGACCACUGGACCCCGUGCCCCUCGGACACCUACGCCUACCGCCUGCUCAGCGGGGGCGGCAGGGACAAGUAUGCCAAAAUCUGCUUUGAAGACGAGCUGCUUAUAGGAGAAAAGACUGGAAAUGUUGGAAGAGGAAUAAAUAUUGCCAUUGUCAACUAUAUGACUGGGAAAGUGAUGGCAACACAGUAUUUUGAUAUGUUUGAAGGAGAUAACUCCGGACAGAUGAUAAACUUUAUUCAGAGCGCACCGUCAGAGUCGUUGCUUUUCAUGGUGACCCACGAUGAUGGAGCCAGCAGGUUGAAGGAGGACGCCAAGAAGGUCAUAGAAGGACUUGGAAGUAAACACAUCAGGAACAUACAGUUCAGGUCGAGCUGGGUGUUUCUCACAGCCAAAGGCCUUCAACUUCCCGAAGAAAUUCAGAGAGAAAGUAUCAACCACUCUGACAGUGCAAGGAACAGAUACUCUGGCUGGCCUGCAGAGGUACAGAUAGAAGGCUGCAUACCGAAAAAAACAAGCUAACGUUGCGCGACCUUAAUAAAUAGGUUAUGUAUAGACCAA
Molecule: messenger RNA, 953 nt
Organism: Herpailurus yagouaroundi (jaguarundi)
Lineage: Eukaryota; Metazoa; Chordata; Mammalia; Carnivora; Felidae
Gene: FAM3B
Product: FAM3 metabolism regulating signaling molecule B
Exons: 8
Coding region: 207-914 (235 amino acids)
Source: RefSeq, a predicted model, not a curated record